GGGCGGAGCCUAGGCUCUAGGCGGCGGCGGCAGCUGGUGUGGGGAUGCUUAGAUGCGCCACGGCUUCAGUAGCGACGGCCUCUCUAGCUGGGUCUGAGCCUCGCCAGCCCCUCCCCCAGGAGACUGUUGCAGUCGGCCAGCCGCUGCUCCACUGUAACCAUGUGCGACCGAAAGGCGGUGAUCAAAAAUGCCGAUAUGUCGGAGGAGAUGCAACAGGACUCCGUGGAAUGUGCUACUCAGGCGUUGGAGAAAUAUAACAUAGAAAAGGACAUUGCGGCCCAUAUUAAGAAGGAGUUUGACAAGAAGUACAACCCCACCUGGCACUGCAUCGUGGGGAGGAACUUCGGUAGUUACGUGACACAUGAAACCAAACACUUCAUCUACUUCUACCUGGGCCAGGUGGCCAUUCUUCUGUUCAAAUCGGGUUAAAAGCAUGGACUGUACUACACACCCAGUGAUCCAUCCAAAAAUAAGGAUUGCAGCCUAAAUUCCAAAUACCAGAGACUGAAAUCUUCAGCCUUGCCUAAAGGAACACCUUAAUUUUGAACCUUUAUUGUGUUGUUUUGUACAGGGUAUUCGCUGUACUCAUUUGUUGUGGUUAUAAAACAAUUAGCAAAGCAG
Messenger RNA from Myotis davidii, 621 nucleotides. RefSeq names its product dynein, light chain, LC8-type 1 (gene DYNLL1). Gene Ontology annotation, molecular function: dynein intermediate chain binding; dynein light intermediate chain binding. The transcript is spliced from 3 exons. The coding region runs from base 160 to 429 and encodes 89 amino acids. Gene Ontology annotation, cellular component: cytoplasmic dynein complex. Gene Ontology annotation, biological process: microtubule-based process; cilium assembly. The record is from RefSeq and is a predicted model, not a curated record. Lineage: Eukaryota; Metazoa; Chordata; Mammalia; Chiroptera; Vespertilionidae.